Messenger RNA from Lepus europaeus (European hare), 4304 nucleotides. It is a transcript of the gene DNA2, whose product is annotated as DNA replication helicase/nuclease 2. Gene Ontology annotation, molecular function: single-stranded DNA helicase activity; 5'-flap endonuclease activity. The coding region runs from base 82 to 3264 and encodes 1060 amino acids. Gene Ontology annotation, cellular component: cytoplasm. Gene Ontology annotation, biological process: replication fork reversal. NCBI's taxonomy places the organism in Eukaryota, Metazoa, Chordata, Mammalia, Lagomorpha, Leporidae. The transcript is spliced from 21 exons. The record is from RefSeq and is a predicted model, not a curated record.
UCGGCGGUUUUUGUGUUGUUGCUCGUCGUCCCCCACUCUGCCGAGGUUCCCCGGUGACAGUGUGUGGUCUCCGCGCCCGGGAUGGAGCCGCUGGACGACCUGGAGCUGCUCAUGGAGAAGACCUUCGGGGAGGAGGCCGCGCGGCCGCCGGAGCUAUUUCAGAACAAGGUGGAAGCUUCCUUCCCAAAAACAGUCUUGAGCCGAGGAAUGGAUAACCGAUACCUGGUGUUAGCAGUCACUGAUGUACAGGAUGAAGAAGGCAGCCAGGAAAAGCACUUAAUCAUCACUGCUUCCCAGUCGCUGGAAGACAAAGAGCAGUGCAUCCUUAGGAAUGGCUGGUGUUCUGUUCCAGUACAGCCAGGGGAUAUCAUUCAUUUGGAGGGGGACUGUACUUCCGAUACUUGGAUAAUAGAUGAAGAUUUUGGAUAUUUGAUUCUGUAUCCAGACAUGCUGAUUUCCGGCACAAGCAUCGCCAGUAGUAUUCGAUGUAUGAGAAGAGCUGUCUUGAGUGAAACUUUUAGGAGCUCAGAUUCAACGACCCGCCAAAUGCUAAUUGGUACAGUUCUCCAUGAAGUAUUUCAAAAAGCAAUAAGUGAUAGCUUUGCCUCAGAAAAGCUCCAAGAGCUUGCUUCUCAAACUGUUCAAGAAAUAAGACAUUUGAAGGAAAUGUACCGCUUAAAUCUCAGUCAAGAUGAAGUAAAACAAGAAGUAGAGGAGUAUCUUCCUUCAUUUUCUAAGUGGGCUGGAGACUUCAUGCAUCAGAACACGGACUUCCCUCAGAUGCAGCUCUCUCUGCCAAGUGAUGGCAGUAAUAAUAAUUCAACAUGUCACAUUGAAGUAAUCAAUUCAUUGGAUAUUGAAGAAAGCAUUUGGUCCCCUAGGUUCGGACUAAAGGGCAAAAUAGAUGUUACAGUUGGUGUGAAAAUACAUCGAGGUCAUAAGACAAAAUACAAGAUAAUGCCCUUGGAACUAAAAACUGGCAAAGAAUCAAAUUCUGUUGAACACCGUAGUCAGGUUGUUCUGUAUACACUGCUCAGCCAAGAGAGAAGAGCUGACCCCGAGGCUGGCUUGCUUCUGUACCUCAGGACCGGUCAGAUGUAUCCUGUGCCUGCCAACCACCUAGACAAAAGAGAAUUAUUAAAACUAAGAAACCAGAUGGCCUUCUCUUUGUUUCACCGUAUUAGCAAAUCUGCUACUGGAAAUGAUAAGACACAACUUGCUUCUUUGCCACAAAUAAUUGAGGAGGAGAAAAUCUGCAAAUAUUGUUCACAAGUGGGUACCUGUGCUCUUUAUAGCAGAGCAGUUGAACAACAGAUGGAUGACAGUUCCAUCCCAAUUGUCAUGGUGCCCAGAAUAAAAGAAGAAACCCAACAUCUGAAGCCUACACACUUAGAGUAUUUCAGACUUUGGUGUCUAAUGUUAACCCUGGAGUCGCAAUCAAAAGAGAACAGAAAGAAUCACCAGAAUAUCUGGCUAAUGCCUGCUUCAGAAAUGGAGGAGAGUGGCAACUGCAUUGGCAACCUGAUUAGACGAGAAAAUGUAACAAGAGUGUGUGAUGGACAGUAUUUACAUAACUUCCAGCGGAAAAAUGGUGCCGUGCCUAUCACAAAUCUAAUGGCAGGUGACAGAAUUAUUUUAAGUGGAGAAGAGAGAACACUGUUUGCUUUGUCCAGGGGGUAUGUGAAGGAGAUUAACCUGACAACAGUAACCUGUUUGUUAGACAGGAAUUUGUCUGUACUCCCAGAAUCAACAAUAUUCAGAUUAGACCAGGAAGAAAAAAAUUGUGACAUAGACACCCCUUUGGGAAAUCUUUCUAAAUUGAUGGAAAACACUUAUGUCAGCCAAAAACUUCGAGAGCUGAUCAUAGACUUCCGUGAGCCCCAGUUUGUAUCCUACCUCAGUUCAGUCCUCCCACAUGAUGCAAAGGAUGCAGUUGCCCACAUUCUAAAAGGUUUGAAUAAGCCUCAGAGGCAAGCAAUGAAGAAGGUUCUUCUCUCCAAGGACUACACGCUCAUUGUGGGAAUGCCUGGGACUGGGAAAACAACUACGAUAUGUACUCUUGUAAGAAUCCUCUAUGCCUGUGGUUUCAGCGUUUUGUUGACCAGCUAUACACAUUCUGCCGUUGACAAUAUUCUCUUAAAGUUAGCUAAGUUUAAAAUAGGAUUUUUGCGUCUGGGUCAGACUCAGAAGGUUCAUCCAGAUAUCCGGAAAUUCACAGAGCUGGAAGUUUGCAGAUCAAAGUCCAUCAAAUCUUUGGCUCUUCUGGAAGAACUCUAUAAUAACCAACUCAUAGUUGCAACAACAUGUAUGGGAAUAAACCAUCCAAUAUUUUCCCGUAAAAUUUUUGAUUUUUGUAUUGUGGAUGAAGCCUCUCAAAUUAGCCAGCCGAUUUGCCUGGGACCACUUUUCUUUUCACGGAGAUUUGUGUUGGUGGGAGAUCAUCAGCAGCUUCCUCCCCUCGUGCUGAACCGUGAAGCUAGAGAUCUUGGCAUGAGUGAAAGCUUAUUUAAGAGGCUGGAGCAGAAUAAGAAUGCCGUGGUGCAAUUAACCGUGCAAUACAGAAUGAACAGUAAAAUUAUGUCCUUGAGUAAUAAGCUAACCUAUGAGGGGAAGCUGGAGUGUGGCUCAGACAAGGUGGCCAGUGCCGUGAUAAACCUCCCUAAUUUCAAAGAUGUGAAGCUGGAGCUGGAAUUUUAUGCUGAUUACUCUGAUACUCCUUGGCUGCUUAGAGUAUUUGAACCAAACAUUCCUAUUUGUUUUCUGAAUACAGACAAGGUUCCAGCACCAGAACAAGUUGAAAAAUGUGGUGUGAGCAAUAUAAUAGAAGCCAAACUCAUUAUUUUCCUGACCUCAAUAUUUAUUAAGGCUGGAUGUAACCCCUCUGAUAUUGGUAUCAUUGCACCGUACAGGCAGCAGUUAAAGAUCAUCAAUGAUUUAUUGGCACAUUCUUCUGUUGGGAUGGUGGAAGUUAACACGGUAGACAAGUAUCAAGGAAGAGACAAAAGUAUUAUCCUUGUGUCUUUUGUUAGAAGUAACCAGGAUGGAGCUCUUGGUGAACUCCUGAAAGACUGGCGCCGUCUUAACGUUGCUAUAACCAGAGCCAAACAUAAACUGAUUCUCCUGGGCUCUGUGCCCUCAUUAAACCGCUAUGCUCCCUUGGAGAAGCUGCUUGGUCAUCUAAAUUCAGAAAAACUCAUCAUUGAUCUUCCAUCAAGAGAACAUGAAAGUCUUUGCUAUAUCCUGGGUGAUUUUCAAAGAGGAUAAAGCACUGUUUUUGCUUUCUUACUUGGACGUUGUCAUGCUAGCUAGUGCCUCCUCCUACUUGUCCUCUGAGUUUGAUAUAAACACAUGGCUGGUUAGACUGUGAAAAUAACUUGUGUCCAAGAAGUACAAAAUGAGCUGUGUGUUCAGUGUUCCAGUAGUUUAUUUAUUUUUUGGAAUAAUUUUAUUAAACCUAAAACUCUUCUGCCACACAAAUUUAAUAGUGUUUUUGUAAGUACAGGUUUGCCCCAAGCUGUGUAAAGUCUGCAUUUAUCAGUUGUAUAAAAAUAUUUUUGCAUGACCUAAAGAAAUGGAUUAACUUUUGGAUCUGAACUCCACACGUUGAAGCCCAAAAUUUUAAGACUAAUUUAAUUUAGUUGAAUUUACUUGUAAGAGUUUUAUUUGAAAGAUGGAAAGAAUAAAGUUGAUUUUUUUCAUCACUUAAGCACAAUUUUGUUACGAUGAGAACUUAGAAGUGAUUCUUCUCUCUGUUAAUUAGGCCCCUGAUCCAAAGGCCAUUAUGCUAUUUGUCUUUUUCCUGACCUUGCUUUCUGGAACUAAAUGUUUUCACUUUAAACCUAGUGUUUUAAACUACAACUGUGAAUUGACUGUUUCUGGUUCAUUUCUUAUGCCCCCUUAAUCGCCGCCUUUUUUAUAUUCAGUUUUUUGGUAUUCUGGAGUAGAUUUGAUAUGAAAGAACAUAAUUCUUAAUCUUUUGAGAAGAAUUUUUUUCUGAAUUGAUAAAUUGAAAAGGCAUAUCCCCGUUUCCCCUUCAUUCACAUUCAUUUACUCCUUAGUCUGGAGCCUUUCUGGAUUUUUCCUGAUUGUGUAAACACAUUUCUAAAGCAGAGUUAUCUCAAAGUGGUGAAUUUGUGCAUGGUAAGAGAUUUUUACCUCAGUGUAUCCAUGUCCUUGGUGGGGAACCUUCCCUUUCUGUUGAGGGUUUUUUUUGUUUUUGUUUUUGUUUUUUCUAAAUGAGUGUUAAUGUUAAAAUAGUUGCUUCUACCUCUUUUUCUUAAUACUUGAAGUUGUUAUUUAAUAAA